AUGCCAGAUCCUUUAUCGGCUGCCCACCAGGAUUCGAACAGAUCCGAAAACUUAGUUAUUCCUGCGAAGGCGGAAGAGCUAACGUUCCCGGUGCUUCGACGCGCCUGCCAGCCGUUUCCGGUCGCCGGAGAACAAGACGAAACAAUGGCGGCUAGAUGCCGAGGAUGCGUCCACGGGCCGUUUACUUGGAAACGCUCGGCGCUCGGCACAGCCGCUGACCCAAGCGAGCCGGCAAUCUCUCAUUUUUGCUUGGACAAAAGAGCGCUAAAUCUUAUUGUUCUUAUGCCGAUACAACAUCGUAAAAGAAGAUCAUUUGCUCUCGUUUUAAAGUGUGAAGCUUCUACUUUGACAAGCGUGAGUUUGUCCCUUUCGGAGAUAAUUUUACAUGGUUUAUAUAGCGAGCGGGAAAGUGAACUUUUUCUCGAAUAUUGUCAAAAUUCAAACGUGCGUAGGGACAUAAAAAAAAAUUUUUCUCGUAAUUAGAUCUACCAUCGUUUCGAAGAUUCGAAGUCCUCACUUUACAACGAUCCCUUAAAACUCGCGGUAAGAUUUCUUUUCACCAUUUCAUCAAACUCUGA
Heterotrigona itama is the source of this 578-nucleotide messenger RNA. NCBI's taxonomy places the organism in Eukaryota, Metazoa, Arthropoda, Insecta, Hymenoptera, Apidae. The record is from the annotation of a GenBank genome assembly.